GGCUAAACGCGCAGCGCGAGUUCCUGCGCGCCACGGUGUUUGCGGCCGAGUGCGCCUUCCUGUCGCCCGGCGCGCUCCCAGCGCUCGCCACAUUCCUCUCGAUGUACCCCAAGUACACCUCGUCGGAGGAUGUGGACCGACUCAGCGCCGAUGAGCAUCCCUACCUGAACAAGAUAUGCCUAGACUACUGCGGCUUCGGGCUCUUCUCCUACCUCCAGAGCUGCAACGACCCUGACGGACGCUGCUGUGCCCGGACACCGCCUCCCUCUUGACGACCCUGACGGACGCAUCCUCGUCGGGUUUCAGGCGAGUCCCAGCUCGAUGGUGAGCCUAGUCUUCACGUCCAGCUAGCUGAGCGCCAUGCGCACGUGCGACAGGAACCGCUCGGCGAGCGGCCGGCCGAAGUCCUCGCCCACGACGACGCGGAGCACCGUCAUGUUCUCCAGGUUCGCCGGCAUCAACUGCUUCAGGAACCUAAGUGAGUUUUCACCGUGCAGGUUCUUCAUCUGGAAGGACUUGUAUGUCGAGCACUUGAGGUCAUCGGGGAUCAUGGCAGCAGAUCCAUCUAGCGUCUUCGAGGGGCAGAUCAAGUGCUUGCCAUGCCGCAAGGAUGACCGGGAUGAUCGUGCUGGUUUUGUUGUGUUCUCUCUAAGUUCCUACAGAUGUGACUCAAUCAUGACCAUUAGAAGAAAGAAAUGUUGGUGGAAAUAUGUGUAGGGCUAAUUUGGGAGGUUGACGUUGCAUCUGUUGUUUGUCAUGCACCCGGUGUGUCAUUUUAUAAGGGUUUGGAUAUCCAAGUGUGCAUCACAAAUUAUCUUCAGAAGCAUUAUUUGGCAUUAACAUGUAUUCGGCAGUCCUAAAAAGUGUGUUGUUCCUACUAUUCUGCACUGGGUAUGUUUUAUUGGCAUUAACAAGUAUUCGGUUAAUAA
Molecule: messenger RNA, 929 nt
Organism: Lolium rigidum
Lineage: Eukaryota; Viridiplantae; Streptophyta; Magnoliopsida; Poales; Poaceae
Exons: 2
Coding region: 361-717 (118 amino acids)
Source: RefSeq, a predicted model, not a curated record